Paralichthys olivaceus (Japanese flounder) is the source of this 318-nucleotide messenger RNA. Lineage: Eukaryota; Metazoa; Chordata; Actinopteri; Pleuronectiformes; Paralichthyidae. The record is from RefSeq and is a predicted model, not a curated record.
CCUGGUUGAUGCAGGGCUGAUGAUCAAUGUUGCCUACCCUCCUUUUCUGGGAGAGAAGAGAGACAUUGACCUCAUUAUUGUACUGGAGAACAGCGCUGGAACAAUGUUUGAGACUCUGACUCUGGCCAGAGAAUAUGCUGCGGAGUUAAAGAAGCCUUUCCCUGAGAUAGACGAUAAGGUCCUGGAGGAGAGAGAGUGGCCAAAGGACUGCUACGUGUUUGAGGGAAAAGAGAAGGAGCCUACAAUCGUGUACAUGCCGCUCUUCAAUAGACGGAACUGCCACGGUCUGUGACGCACACAUACACACACAUACACACA